AUGGCGUCAGGUAGGGAUGGACCAAGAGAUGAAAAUCAAAUCAAAUGCACACGGAUGCCAGCGGUGAAUGGGACGGUGGUCCAUGCAGGGUACACAGUGACAGCCCAUGAUGGCCCACCCAUUAUCCCCUCCAUUUCAGGAGAAGCAGCGGGCGAGGAGAGGACACGAGACGCGCGCGCGCAUGCAACGAGAUCAUCGAUCAAGGUGUCGUGGCAGCACGAACGAUCGGCGCGAAUUCGAUCGGUUCGUGACGGGAUGGAGGCGGUGUGGGCGCACGGCUUCGGGUCGUCGGCGUCGGCGUCGUCGCGGCGGGCGGUGAUGCUCCACGGCAGCCUGGACAUAUGGAUCCACGAGGCACGGAACCUCCCCAACAUGGACAUCGUCUCCAAGACCGUGGGUGACUUCCUCGGCAGGAAGAAGAAGGCGUCCGGCGCCAUGACCAGCGACCCCUACGUCACCGUGCAGCUCGCCUCCGCCACCGUCGCGCGCACCUACGUCGUCGCCGACGACGAGAACCCCGUCUGGGCGCAGCACUUCCUCGUCCCCGUCGCGCACGAAGCCCCCGCCGUCCACUUCCUCGUCAAGGACAGCGACGUCUUCGGCGCCGAGCUCAUCGGCGAGGUCGUCAUCCCCGCCGAGCAGCUCGAGGCCGGGGAGCACGUCGAGGGCGUGUACCCGGUCCUCGACCCCGGCGGCAGGCCGUGCGCUCCUGGCGCCGUGCUGCGGCUGUCGGUGAAGUACAUCCCCGUGGCGAGGCUGACGAUGUACCACCACGGCGUCACCCCGGGCCCGGACUUCGCCGGCGUGCCAAACACCUACUUCCCGCUGCGCCGCGGCGGGCGGGUGACGUUGUACCAGGACGCGCAUGUGCCCGAGGGCUCCCUGCCGGAGAUCAGGCUGGGCAACGGCGCGCACUACCGGCACGGCCAGUGCUGGCACGAUGUGUACGACGCGAUAUCGCAGGCGCGGAGGCUCGUCUACAUCACUGGGUGGUCGGUGUUCCACACGAUACGUCUCGUGCGCGACGGCCGCGGCGGCGGCGGCUCGCUGGGCGAUCUGCUCAAGAAGAAGUCGCAGGAGGGGGUGAGGGUGCUGCUCCUCGUCUGGGACGAUCCAACGUCCCGGAAUGUACUUGGUAUCCAGAUGGAAGGUUACAUGGGCACACGGGAUGAAGAGACCCGUAGAUUUUUCAAGCAUUCUUCAGUUCAGAUACUACUCUGCCCACGAUCUGCUGGGAAAAGGCAUAGCUGGGUGAAGCAGCAGGAGACUGGAACCAUUUUUACACAUCAUCAGAAAACAGUGAUUCUGGAUGCUGAUGCCGGCAACUAUAAAAGGAAAAUAGUUGCUUUUGUUGGUGGCCUUGAUUUAUGCGGUGGACGAUAUGAUACACCUAGGCAUCCUCUUUUCCGGUCUCUUCAGACAUUGCACAAGGAGGACUAUUAUAACCCAAACUUUGCGGUACUUGAUGAGCGAGGGCCAAGAGAACCAUGGCAUGAUUUGCAUUCUAAGAUUGAUGGUCCAGCAGCAUAUGAUGUCUUAACAAACUUUGAAGAGCGCUGGUUAAAGGCAUCCAAACGGAACGGAGUUAAAAAAUUGUCAAAAGCAAAUAAUGAUACAUUGCUCUGGAUUGAAAGGAUACCUGAUAUCGUACGCAUUGACGAUGAAGAAUAUUCAAGCGGCAAUGAUCCUGAGAGAUGGGAUGUUCAGAUAUUCCGGUCAAUUGAUUCAAAUUCUGUCAAGGGUUUUCCCAAAGAUCCACGAGAAGCAACCAGUAAGAAUCUCGUUUGUGGGAAAAAUGUACUCAUUGAUAUGAGCGUGCAAACCGCUUAUGUAAAUGCCAUCCGAGGAGCUCAACACUUCAUUUAUAUUGAAAAUCAGUAUUUCCUCGGUUCUUCAUUUAACUGGGAUGCGCAUAAAGAUGUAGGUGCUAACAAUUUAAUACCAAUUGAAAUAGCUCUCAAAAUUGCCAACAAGAUUUACGCCAACGAGAGGUUUUCAGCAUACAUAGUAAUUCCAAUGUGGCCUGAAGGUAAUCCUACUGGUGCUCCAACACAGAGAAUUCUUUACUGGCAGAAAAAAACAAUGCAGAUGAUGUAUGAGAUAAUUCAUAAGGCAUUGAGAGAAGUAGGACUGGACAACACAUAUGAACCAGAGGAUUACCUGAACUUCUUUUGUCUUGGCAAUCGUGAAGCAGAGGACAGUCCAAGCACUUCCAGUGGACCAUCUUCAGCCAACAACCCCCAGGAUCAAGCUAGGAAGAACAGGAGAUUCAUGGUGUAUGUGCACUCGAAAGGGAUGAUUGUGGAUGACGAAUACGUGAUCAUUGGAUCAGCUAACAUUAACCAGAGGUCCAUGGAAGGAACCAGAGAUACUGAGAUCGCCAUGGGAGCGUACCAGCCCCAGUACACAUGGGCAAACAUGCUUUCUGCUCCUCGUGGACAGAUCUACGGCUACAGGAUGUCACUGUGGGCUGAGCACAUCGGGGCCGUGGAGGAAAGCUUCAGUUGCCCCGAGAGCCUGGAUUGUACGAGGCAGGUUCGGUACAUCGGGGAGAAGAACUGGAAGCAGUUCGCCUCCAACGAGGUGAGCGAGAUGAGAGGGCAUCUCCUCAAGUACCCCGUCAGCAUCCACCGCGACGGCAAGGUGAAGUCCCUGCCGGGAUGCGCCGCGUUCCCGGACCUCGGCGGAAACAUCUGCGGCACCUUCCUGCCCAUCCAAGAAAACCUCACCAUAUGAAAACAAAAAACAAAAAAAAAAGAUGAUUUUUUUCGCGCGAUUUUGAGAAGGAAAACGAACCUGAAAGCAGCCUGGGACGCAUUCCAUUCGUUCUCUGUAGAUGUGCAGAUGUUCUCUCU
Messenger RNA from Oryza brachyantha (malo sina), 2855 nucleotides. Its product is annotated as phospholipase D gamma 1-like. NCBI's taxonomy places the organism in Eukaryota, Viridiplantae, Streptophyta, Magnoliopsida, Poales, Poaceae. Gene Ontology annotation, biological process: phosphatidylcholine metabolic process; phospholipid catabolic process. Gene Ontology annotation, molecular function: D-type glycerophospholipase activity; calcium ion binding. Gene Ontology annotation, cellular component: plasma membrane. The record is from RefSeq and is a predicted model, not a curated record.